Molecule: messenger RNA, 910 nt
Organism: Nestor notabilis (Kea)
Lineage: Eukaryota; Metazoa; Chordata; Aves; Psittaciformes; Psittacidae
Product: endoribonuclease Dicer-like
Exons: 4
Biological process (GO): siRNA processing; apoptotic DNA fragmentation; pre-miRNA processing
Cellular component (GO): RISC complex; cytoplasm; nucleus
Molecular function (GO): deoxyribonuclease I activity; ribonuclease III activity; RNA binding
Source: RefSeq, a predicted model, not a curated record
GGUAGAUAAGCUCAGAAGAUCUGAAGAAGAUGAAGAAAAAGAGGAAGACAUUGAAGUACCAAAGGCCAUGGGGGAUAUAUUUGAGUCCCUUGCUGGUGCCAUUUAUAUGGAUAGUGGAAUGUCUUUGGAAAUGGUGUGGCAAGUGUACUAUCCAAUGAUGAGGCCAUUAAUAGAGAAAUUUUCUGCUAAUGUGCCCCGUUCUCCAGUGCGAGAGCUGCUGGAGAUGGAGCCAGAGACAGCCAAGUUUAGUCCUGCAGAAAGAACUUACGAUGGAAAGGUCAGAGUAACAGUGGAAGUUGUAGGAAAGGGAAAGUUUAAAGGUGUUGGCAGAAGCUACAGGAUUGCCAAAUCUGCAGCUGCGAGAAGAGCACUACGAAGCCUCAAAGCAAAUCAACCUCAGGUCCCAAACAGCUGAGACUCCUCUUAAAAAGAAAUAAAAUGGGGGAAAAAACACAAAUAAAGAAAAUUUUUAAAAAUGUUGAUGUUGAGAGGAACAAAUUGGAAGACAGAAUUUAAAGUUUGUUUGAUAACAGAAUAAAUAACAAAACAUGUAACAUGUAUAAAAUUUUGGAACUAAUUGUAGUUAUAGUUUUUUGCGCAAACACAAUCUUGUCUUCUUUCCUCACUUCUGCUUUGUUUAAUCACGAGAGUGCUUUAAUGAUGACAUUUAGCAAGUGUUCAGAAUAAUUGUUGUCAGGUCUUUAUGGUUUACUUUUGUUGUCAGUACAGCUUUGCUUAGUGUUAGAAGGCCAGGGAGCUUAUGCCUAAUGCAGUUGCUAGGUUUAUAUAUAGUAAUCUUGAAAUUCUUCAAUCUGUGCACUAGUGCCAGUCAUAAAGCAGUUGAUAAACUGUGCUGGAUGAUUGGGUAUAAGAAAGAAUAAGUGUGCCAGUAUUCUCUUUUUUUUUUUUC